Molecule: messenger RNA, 1778 nt
Organism: Bombyx mandarina (wild silkworm)
Lineage: Eukaryota; Metazoa; Arthropoda; Insecta; Lepidoptera; Bombycidae
Gene: homer
Product: homer protein
Biological process (GO): G protein-coupled glutamate receptor signaling pathway
Molecular function (GO): G protein-coupled glutamate receptor binding
Source: RefSeq, a predicted model, not a curated record
UGGGUACCGAACGCUUAUGACAGAUCUCAAGUGAAAAAUUAGGGAAAUAUGAAGUAAAAUAUUUUCAUUAAUUUUGUGUUUUAAAUGACCGCAGGAAAAGAAACAAUGGGUGAGCAGCCGAUAUUCACUUGCAAAGCCCACGUGUUCCACAUAGAUCCCAAGACGAAACGGUCAUGGAUGUCGGCCAGUUCUGCAGCGGUUUCCGUAUCGUUCUUCUACGAUUCGUCGAGGAACCUCUACCGCAUCAUCAGCGUUGAAGGAACCAAGGCGGUGAUCAACAGCACGAUAACGGCCAACAUGACCUUUACGAAGACAUCCCAGAAGUUCGGGCAGUGGAGUGACGUCAGAGCGAACACUGUCUACGGCCUCGGCUUCGCUUCUGAAGCCGAACUCGGAAAGUUUAUCGAGAAGUUUCAAGAGGUGAAGGAAGCGAUCCAGGCCCAGCAGUGCGGCGUCGCGGGUAAAGGCGUGAACGGCAACAGCGGGGCCGCCACGCCCGUCGCCAGCGCCACCGCCAGCCCGCUGCUGGCCGCCCGCCCCGCGCCCGACGACCAGCCUCCGGCCGUGCCCAACAAACCAGAGACGGAUGAGAUGGUCGUUCACCAGAGAGCUCACUCUGUGUCUUCUACCAUACAGGGCGGCUACGCGACGGUGGGUCGCGCGCCCCGCGGCCCCCUGCCCCCCGCCGCGCCCCCCGCGCCCGAGCCCCCCGCGCCCGAGACCGCGGAGCAGCAGCUGCGCUACGAGAACGAUCGACUCAAGCUCGCGCUGGCGCAGAGCUCUGCGAACGCCAAGAAGUGGGAGGUAGAGCUGGCCACGUUGAAGAGUAACAAUCUUCGACUGACGGCCGCCCUGCAGGAGAGCACCGCCAACGUGGAUGAAUGGAAGCGUCAGCUGCACCAGUACAGGGAGGAGGUCGCCAGGGCGCGUCACUAUGCUGGAAAAGCAGGGGACGCGAACGAGGUUGAACAGCUGAGGCAGCGCGUGGCCCAGCUUGAAGCGGAGCUCGCCCAGAAGAACGAAGAGCUCGCUCAGAUCACCAAGUCCAAGAAAAUCGAGCAGGACGCGGAAGCGAAGUUAGCGCAGAGCCAGCUGGAGCUAGCCAUAGCGGCCCAGGAGGGGCAGCGGCAAGUCGUGCAGGCCCUCGCCGACCAGCUCGCCCGCCAGCUCGAGGACCUGGCAACGAUUCAUCGAGAGCUGAACACGGCUCUGCAAACAUGAGACGCGGCCUGCGCCCCGCCCCCCGCUAUAUACGCGUCCGUGUGUAAAGAACGACCGGAUAUUAGGGGUGAUAGGCCGGAGAUUAGGGGGGAGAGGCCCGAAUUUAGGGGGGAGAGGCCCGACUUUCGGGGGGACCGACCUGAGAUUAGGGGCGAAAGGCCUGAAAUUAGGGGGGAAAAGCCAGAGAUAAGGGAGAGGCCGGAUAUGAGGGGCGACAGGUCGGAUCGGCGUUUGCCCCUCCUGUUAAGGCCGGACGCGGAGGAGCCCACCUACGUCACAGUCAAAGCGAAGAAAUGAAAAGGAAUAUCGGUAUUUCGCAAGGUGCACGAGUUCUUUUAAGUGUUUUUUUUUCUAUAUCCAUCUCCAUUCGUUCUCCACAAAUAACGAUCAAUGUUUUUCACGUCCAUAGCUUUACUUAUUGAUAUUAAGUGUGUUAAUGAUUUCAAUUUUUUCUCGAAUUUUUCUACGCCUUUUUAAGUUAAGGGGGAAGGUCGAUUGGUGUUGCCAUUAUUGAACACUAAUGAAUGCACAAUUCCACAAAAAAUUGAAUAUUUAAA